Messenger RNA from Phyllopteryx taeniolatus (common seadragon), 1045 nucleotides. Its product is annotated as relaxin-3-like. The record is from RefSeq and is a predicted model, not a curated record. Gene Ontology annotation, cellular component: extracellular region. The coding region runs from base 321 to 755 and encodes 144 amino acids. The transcript has 2 exons. Gene Ontology annotation, molecular function: hormone activity. Lineage: Eukaryota; Metazoa; Chordata; Actinopteri; Syngnathiformes; Syngnathidae.
AUAUACCCAUAUUUCACAAUUAUGGCAUGUUUUACAUAUGAAAUUGAGGGACAUUAGACAUGUGCUUCCGACCUUUGGUCCGCUUUUUAUUCUUCAUAAAGGUCUUCGGCUGUAUCUCUCUUUCGAAUCUUCUAUUCUUUCAGAGGAUCCUGCAUGCGCAAUAUGCAUGUCCCCCUUAUUGGGCUUCAGACUGCUUUAUAAACCCCGCUUGGGUCACCACAUAGUCAUAUCUGUUGCAGACAGGGAGACAGAAGCCUAUAAUUGCUGCACAACACAAAUAAUCUGCCUUUGUAGCUCUGCUUUUAUUUCCUCAGGGUGCUAUGUGGAAAGUUGUGCUUCUGGCUGUGUGUCUGCUGGCAAAUGAAGUUCACACCAUGGACAACCCAUUGUAUGGCGUCAAGCUCUGUGGUCGUGAGUUCAUUCGAGCAGUCAUCUUCACUUGUGGUGGCUCACGAUGGAGACGAUCGCUCAGGACUUCAGCAGAAGACCUAAUCAGCUCCCAUCAAGAUUCCUCAGAGGAACUGAGUCACAAUCCUGUGAUGGAGAGUAUACGCUACAGAAACAGAGAUCUGGAUUUCCUAUCAAGUGAAAACCAAGAGAGAAUUUUCAGCCGGCCAACUCGUUCUUUUAUCACAGAGGAGAUUCUCGAAGCCCUGCGGAAGGCAGAUCGCAAGGGCCGGGAAGUGGUUUUGGGUCUUUCCAAUGCAUGCUGCAAGUGGGGCUGCAGCAAGAGUGAGAUCAGCUCCCUUUGCUGAGAACUGAACACAACAAUCGCACAAACAGACAUGCAUAACAGUACAUCAUUGUGAAAUUAUCAUUAAUAUUAAACACAUCAAUGUAAACGGUAAUUUUUUUCUUAUGAAACUUUGGCCAUUUUAUAUCAUUGUAAAAACAUUAACUUAACAGUUUUAUUUGUCAGAUGGAUGAAUUCUACUAGAACUGUCAUGGUACAUGUUUGUUCCAUAUGGCAUUCAAUGCUUUGAUAACACAUUUUUGUGAACACUGUGUCCCAAAACACUUAAUAAAUGCUUUCUUUGUGUUACCA